AGCGGCGGCGGCAUGGCGGACCCUGACGUGCUGGGAUUCCAAGACAUGGGGCUCGACCCCCGGCUCCUGCAGGCCGUCGCCGACCUGGGCUGGCAGCGCCCCACGCUGAUUCAGGAGAAAGCCAUCCCGCUGGCCCUGGAGGGGAAGGACCUCCUGGCGCGGGCCCGCACGGGUUCCGGGAAGACGGCAGCUUAUGCCAUUCCGAUGCUGCAGCUGCUGCUCCAGAGGAAGGCGACAGGUCCUGUGGUAGAACAAGCAGUGAGAGGUCUUGUUCUUGUGCCCACCAAAGAACUGGCACGACAGGCCCAGUCCAUGAUUCAGCAGCUAGCUGCCUACUGUGCUCGAGACAUCCGGGUGGCCAAUGUCUCAGCCGCUGAAGAUUCAGCCUCUCAGAGAGCUGUGCUGAUGGAGAAACCAGAUGUGGUGGUAGGGACCCCAUCUCGCAUAUUAAACCACUUGCAGCAAGACAAUUUGAAACUGCGAGACUCCCUGGAGCUGCUGGUGGUAGAUGAGGCUGAUCUUCUUUUCUCCUUUGGCUUUGAGGAAGAACUCAAGAGUCUUCUCUGCCACUUGCCCAGGAUUUACCAGGCUUUUCUGAUGUCAGCUACUUUUAACGAGGAUGUGCAAGCACUCAAGGAACUGGUACUUCAUAAUCCGGUUACUCUCAAGUUACAGGAAUCCCAACUUCCAGGACCAGACCAGUUACAGCAAUUUCAGAUUGUUUGUGAUACGGAAGAAGAUAAAUUUUUGUUGUUGUAUGCCCUGCUCAAGUUAUCCUUGAUUCGGGGCAAGUCUUUGCUGUUUGUCAACACUCUGGAGCGGAGUUACCGUCUGCGUUUGUUCCUGGAGCAGUUUAGUAUUCCCACCUGUGUGCUCAAUGGAGAACUCCCACUGCACUCCAGGUGCCACAUCAUCUCACAAUUCAAUCAAGGCUUCUAUGACUGUGUCAUAGCAACUGAUACCGAAGUCCUGGGCACCCUUGUCAAGGGCAAGCGAAGGGGCAAAGGGUCCAAAAAGGACAAGGCUGCUGAUCCAGAGGCAGGUGUGGCCCGUGGCAUAGACUUCCAUUAUGUUAGUGCCGUGCUCAACUUUGAUCUACCCCCAACCCCUGAAGCCUACAUACAUCGAGCUGGCAGGACAGCACGUGCCAACAACCCAGGCACAGUCCUGACUUUUGUACUGCCUACAGAGCAGUCCCACCUGAGUAAGAUCGAGGAAUUUCUUGGUGGUUUCAGUGGAGAGGACAGGGUGCCAAUCCUGCUUCCCUACCAGUUCCGCAUGGAGGAGAUCGAGGGCUUCCGCUAUCGCUGCAGGGAUGCCAUGCGGUCAGUGACUAAACAAGCCAUUCGAGAGGCAAGAUUGAAGGAGAUCAAAGAGGAACUUCUGCACUCAGAGAAGCUCAAGACAUAUUUCGAAGAUAACCCCAGGGACCUACAACUGCUUCGACAUGACCUGCCCUUGCACCCCGCGGUGGUGAAGCCUCACCUGGGCCAUGUCCCUGACUACCUGGUUCCUCCCACUCUGCGAGGCCUUGUCAACCCUCAUAAGAAACGGAGAAAGCUGUCCUCGAAGAAGACCAAGAAGAUGAAGACCCAGAACCCACUGCGUAGUUUCAAGCCCAGAGGAGAGAAACCCAGAGCCCUGGGGAAUCCUUCCUGAGGCCAUCUGGGCAGCCUCAGCUGUGUUCCCAGACCUUCCCCAGGGCUGUGCGUACAGAGUGUGAAGCAGGAUUCUCACUCCUGGAGCUGUAUUCCUACGCUGACUGGAUUGCUUUUGCGACAGGCAGAGCUGUGAUCCUCCAUAUUUAUGCCUCUACACGCUGCCAUUUUGUCCCUUAACAACAGAAUAAAGAUUCCAGGUGCCCUGCUUUGUGCUUCCCGCAUAUAGGAAGUUGCUGUCACCAGUAUCUUGGGAAUUUGGAAACAGCUUCCAGGGGGCAGGGACAGGCUUUGCCUGCUGCGUGUAGUGCCUCCUUGGCUGGCAGACAUCAGCUAUGCCACAUCAUGGGGCCUUUGGACCCUGGGAAACACCCACUUUCCACCAUUGUCUGGCUGAGCCCAUAGUCACUCCAAUGGCUCUACUGUCAGAUCAGGCUGGCUGACUAACCAGUCUGGCCUCCCUCCCCUGUGGUUUAGAAACAGUGUUCAGCCUGUAGGGAAAAUGUACCUUACUGCCUACACCUCUCCCUCCAAAUACAGCCCGCUGUAAGUUUAGCCUCUUGGCUUUUCAGGGGCAGCCAGCUAGGGCCAUUUCCAGAAUUGUUCCUGUCAGCAUACCUAUGCAUGUUUUUUUUUUAAUAAGAUUUAUUUAUUUUUAUACAAAAAUUGGGGUACCGGCCAGAGAUAUUGGGGGGGGUGAGAGGAUUCACCAGAGGCAGAGCAGGGAACAGAACAGGCAGACGGACCAAAGUACGGUGCUGAGGGGAGCAGUGAGUGAGACAGGAGAGGUCUGUCCCACCAUGUGGGUUUCUCCCUGGCCUGCCGGGAAUUGAACUCAUGCUGCAGUGGCUGUGGAUUGCUCCACAGUUUGCGUCUUAACCUCUGCGCCACUAGGGAGGCCCCACCUAUGCAUGUUUUAAGGCACAUGAUGGGCUGAUGUACACACAUUAUGCCUUUGUUCCUUGCUCAGCUGCUGGGCCUCAAAUAAGAGGGUCCCAGCCUGUAAUCUGGGCUUCCCAACUUCUGUUACUGUUGGAGGAGAGAAGGGGUCUUGACAACACUUGGUACUCUUGGUUGCCUCUACUGAUCAGUCUUACUGUCACCAGUUUAUCAGACCUUACUUGGCCUGGCCUGCCCUAGCCAGGUGAAGAGAACUGGGUGAGAGGAGGCAGAGGUGGGAGGAAGCUGGAAAGCCUCAGUAUUUUAGAAAAUGCAGCUGUCAGCAUAAUGGGUCUGCUGGGAAUUGGACCUCUGGUUAUUUGUAAGGCAUAGGGCUUGAGAUUGUUAGGACCUUGGAUUUGGAGUCUCUAUUACCUUCUUUUGCUAAUUUCCAAGUAUUGCCAGGGAGCCAACUGUGUUAAGGGGACAGUAUUUGGGGAUUAUCAGAGAGUGGUGCUAAUCUGCAGCCAGUAAAACAAAUUAAAAAAGUCCUGCAGGGCCUCCCUGGUGGCACAGCGGUUGAGCGCUGGGUUGCGAAGCUGCCCGCUGCCUCUGCAGCGCCGGUUCGAUCCCCGGCUGCUCCCCGGCCACCGGAGGAGGGUCCCAAAUGGCGCGCAGACCUCUCCUGCCGCCCGCUGCUCCCCUCAG
Talpa occidentalis (Iberian mole) is the source of this 3245-nucleotide messenger RNA. It is a transcript of the gene DDX56, whose product is annotated as DEAD-box helicase 56. Gene Ontology annotation, molecular function: ATP binding; RNA helicase activity; nucleic acid binding. The record is from RefSeq and is a predicted model, not a curated record. The transcript has 14 exons. Gene Ontology annotation, cellular component: nucleolus. Lineage: Eukaryota; Metazoa; Chordata; Mammalia; Eulipotyphla; Talpidae. The coding region runs from base 13 to 1659 and encodes 548 amino acids.